Biomphalaria glabrata is the source of this 6142-nucleotide messenger RNA. Its product is annotated as astacin-like metalloprotease toxin 5. The record is from RefSeq and is a predicted model, not a curated record. Bases 271 to 1086 code for a protein of 271 amino acids. NCBI's taxonomy places the organism in Eukaryota, Metazoa, Mollusca, Gastropoda, Planorbidae. The transcript has 3 exons. Gene Ontology annotation, biological process: proteolysis. Gene Ontology annotation, molecular function: metalloendopeptidase activity; zinc ion binding.
AGUUAUGUUAGUUUUAGUAACUCUGUCCCCUUUGCACGAACGCGAUAGUCCUUUCAAAACCGAUGCUGGAUUUAGAUCUAGGCUUAGUUCUAUAGCCAUAUUUAAAUUUAUUUCCUUUUUACUUUGAAAAAUUAUAAGUUUUCCCUGUGUGACAAAAAAGCUAGUAAUUCUUAUUCUCAGCGAUAUGCAUUAACUGUUAAAUUUCUAGGAACAUCGUUACAGCUGUUUUUUAGAUCAGCGCCCAUAUUCCAGGUUCAUCCAUAGAUAAAAAUGAAGUUUGCACAUGUAAUAUUUAUUGUUGUCACGCUUUUGAUAUUGAUGACGCCGCAGUUUUUGCCACUUUCCAGUAAGUCUAUAGAUGAACUAAUUGCCGGGGCGUCCGAGAUGAGCAAUUUUUAUCUGGAAGACAUGGAAGAGGGGACGAUCAGGCGUGAACUGGACAUGGUAUUGACCCUGGAACAAUAUAACUCAUUGUAUGAAACUAACAUUGCAUUAUCGAUUGAUGGCCAGAAAAAAAGAGGCAGACCAAGACCAAGAAGAAAAGCCAUACGAGACAAAAAAUACCGAUGGACUAACAAAGAAAUACCUUUCAAAAUCGUCCCUAAUGACUUCGAUGUCAACAGUACGAGAGACAUCUACGAAGCCAUCGCUGAAUGGCAAAAUUACACCUGCAUCACCUUCAGAUCGGCAACCAACUCCGACCCCAACUUCGUCGAAAUUGACAACGGCAACGGGUGCUACUCUAACGUGGGGAUGGCCGGGGGCAGCCAAACAGUCGGCCUUUCGGGCGGUUGUAGGUUUAAGGGCGUCAUCCUUCACAUGUUGGGCCACGCCAUUGGGUUCCAUCACGAACACAACCGCCCUGACAGGGAUUACUACGUGACCAUAAUCGAGAGGAACAUUCCGGCUAACCUGCUGUACAACUUUAAAAAAUACCCGUUGGAUGAGAUCAAUACUUACGGGGUGCCUUACGAUUACAGUAGCAUCAUGCAAUACGGAGGGCGCGCCUUCUCUCUCAAUGGGGAGAUAACGAUAAAAGCUAAUGACCCGAAGUACCAGAACGUGUUAGGAAAUCGAAUGUCUUAGUUUUAAUGACAUCAAGCUGGCCAACCUUAUGUACAAGUGCCACGAAAAUUGUGACAAAAAAAUGAAAUGCCCAGGCAUAGGGUUCUUGGGCAAAGACUGCAGAUGUUAUUGCCCCGGAAGUCCUGUCCAGCUCUGCUCGACUUCUGGAAAUUCUGUGUGUGAGGACAUAGGCCCAAUCUGCGAGGAUUUAAAAAAAAAAGGGCUUUUGCACUGACCGCUACAUGAACUUCAUGGGAACCAACUGCCAGUCUACUUGUAACUAUUGCAACAUCUCAAUAAAAGCUGAUCGGAAAGAAACAGAGCUCUUUGAAUUCAGUAUGUUAAUUAUUAUUCACAGUUGUGACAGUUUGUUGUUACUACGCUCAUUAAACUAAACAUUGUGUAAUAUUUUAUUUUAAAAUUUUGAAUCAUUUAUUAUUAUUUUUUACAAUGUAUAUUUUUAACUAAUUAUCUUUCUAACGGGGGUUACAAACAAGUUUUUUUUUCGUCUGGGGUGGAUGGAGUGGGGGAGGCAUCGCAGUCAUAAGUUUGAGAAACACUGGGUGUUUAAAUCAAUUUGUUAUAAUUAAGAAAUAUUUUUAUUUCAUGUUCUUUAAAUAUAAAAAAAAAGAUUAUAUGUAAAUGAGUUUCAUGUACACCAAACACAGUGAAAGAAACACAUUCAAAUACUAAAGGUCAAAGUUACGAGAGGUUAAAGGUAUUUUACACUAUGAGAUAUUUAGGCAUUUUCACCUGUUCAUAUUCUAUAGUUAUAUUACAAUAAAAAUGGUUCAAUUUGGGAUGUUAUUUUAAACAUUUUAAAUUACAAUAAUAGUUUAUAUAUUUAGUAAAUGUCACCACUGUUCAUUUUCUUUAAGAGUGUGUAAGGUCUAUUUAAAAAAAAAACGCCUGCAUGCUCCUCAUUUUCUUUUCGUACACAAUUACAUUUCACCGAUACGCCGAAUCCACUACAAAAAAUACGAUGGCUGAACAUUCCAUUGACGAGCAACCAGCUACUACAAAUAAUUUCACUUGUUUGGAAUUGGAACGCAUAAUUGGUAAGGAAAACAAAUAGGUAUGUGUUUAAUUUUUUUUAAAAGACAAAAAAAUAUUUUCUGAAUUCUGAACAUAAAUAUUUUAAUAAAGUUUAACUAAUCUUCCAAUUUUAGCGGCCCAUGACAGAAAAAUAGCAUGUAAUAGUUUUGUGUGAUCUGUCUAUCUGACCGUCCAUCCGUCCUGUUUAGCUUUCGUAACCUAGAAAACCUAGAAAAGAUAUUGAAAAUCCGAUAUCAUGAUAUUUUACAUUUUAGAAUUUUCUGAUGCAACGGCUACUUUGUUCUUUUCUGAAACCAAAAAAUUAAUUUUAAUUCAACUAUGCAAGAAGUUUUUUCAUGAAGAUACACCAUUCGUAUAACUAUUUACUCUUAAUAGUAAAAAACAAGGGUAAGUAUAUAUACAAACGGCCACAAAGUAAUUUUCAAAAGAAAUUAAAAAAAAAUGUUACUACUAAAUUAUAUAUUUUCUGUCAUACUAACUACCUACAAUUACCAAAAAUUUUACUUAAGAGAAAAAAAAAUCUUUAUAGUAUGCAUGUAAGUGGAAUACAAUUUAAAGACAACAAUUAAUAAGAAGUAUUUCAUACUAUGCACGUGAAUUCUAAUGUCCAGUAUCUUUGUUAAAGACUAAACUAAAAGAAAAGUGUCUUUUGUAGGGACAAUUUUUAUUUGUUUAGUCUUUUAAUGAGAGAUUGGCCCUUUACAAAACAAUUAGAUCAAUUAGAUAAUUAUUCAACAACAUCAGUUAGGCCCUAUUUAACUUCAUCUUCACCUAGCCUUUAGUCUUUUGGACCGCUGGGACACCAAACAAGAUCUGAAAACCGUCUUUCUCCGUUCCUCUCUGUCCUUCGUCUUUGAUAGAGUUUUAGUCAUUGACAGGCCUGUCCAUUCUUUGAUGUCUUCCCAUCGCUUUCUCCGUCCUCCUCUUCUUCCUGGUACUGUUCCCUGAUGGAUUUGUUUGCGAGCACCGAGGACCUUAUGAUGUUGCCAUAAAGUUUGAGUUUACGUUUUCUGACAGUGGGCAGCAGGUCAUCGUGGGGUCCAAUCGCGGUAUUAAAAAUGUUUCUAAUCUCUUUAUAACUAACAUUUCGUUUAAAGCAUAUUGUAACGUUUUUCACUAUACAGGCUCUCUGCAAACUGCACCACACUACACCAGAAAAUUAAAGAACUUGACAACUUAGGUCUCCAAACUAACGUAACACUUAAUGUCCAAUGAACCACAGCCAAUAUUGUACUAUUGGCAACACGUAACACUGACUGUAUAAUGUUCUGGAUAUCUGAACCGCCGUAUCGACUCUGUACUGUAGCAUGAACUCUACUGACUUAGCUGUACCUUGUUGAACUCUGUACUGUAGCAUGAACUCUACUGACUUAGCUGUACCUUGUUGAACUCUGUACUGUAGCAUGAACUCUACUGACUUAGCUGUACCUUGUUGAACUCUGUACUGUAGCAUGAACUCUACUGACUUAGCUGUACCUUGUUGAACUCUGUACUGUAGCAUGAACUCUACUGACUUAGCUGUACCUUGUUGAACUCUGUACUGUAGCAUGAACUCUACUGACUUAGCUGUACCUUGUUGAACUCUGUACUAACUUACUGAACUGAUUCGUAGAUCGGGAAUUUGUGACUGACUGGACCUUCGCUCUUUAUAUAGGGUCCCUAAUGGCUUUCUAGAACCGGACGGAAAUCUCUAUAUUUGACGUGACUGGCCAGAUAACUAUUCACUUCAGAUGAUUCUUAAAACUUCGCUAGACACGUCACGGUUGACCGCUUAGCUAGCGCUGGUCUAGGGGCGAUUUGCGUCUUCCCUAUCUGUGUCAUCAUUAGGUUUAUAAGAAAACUAGUUGACCCACGGCGUAAUAUACGCCGUUAUUUGGCAGGGCCAAUGCAACCUAUGCGACCAAUGUGGGACCCACACUUUCAAAGGACCCGCGCUAAUUCUAGGUGUAAAUUAUUAAAUCAAACCAUUUUAUAACUUAUUAAAGAAUUCCCGCAGCCUUCUGAUUUACCUGGAGCUCUAUUGAAAUCUCCUAAAAUUGCGAAAUAUACGAAAAAGUCCUGGAAAUAUCCGGAAAUAAUUAAAAUCUUUUGAUAACUCAAAAAAAAAAUCUACUUAAAUAUGUUGACAAAAAAUUGUCAUUUUGGGGUGUCAUUAAAAAUUGAAGACACUAAUCCUACGCGCGCUAAAAAACGGCGUCAUGCAACGGCAUUUUUGAGGUCAAAAAGUCUCGAAGAUAGAUUGAAACAUUUGGUAAUUCUUGCUAUUAAGCUUGAUCUAUGUAGGAAACAUAAUUUUUAUGAUAUACUGUAUGGCUUCGCUACACACAAGGUCCGUAAAAUAAUUCUGUAGGUAGUAAAGAAUUAAUAAAAUGCAAAGACGAAUUUAUUUUCUAAUACAAAUUCUUAAUUUUCACUUAUUAUCCGUAUCCUUACUCAAAAUUGGCCCCGCCAAAUCCGUUUCGCAUAGGGCCCCACAAUGGGUAAGUAGAUUACUUAGAUUAGUUCCUAGUCCAAACCUCCCGCUGGACAAAGGGGGAUGGGAGCGGGCAGAGUUUGAUACGACAGUCCAUCGCGCAGCCAGUCAUCCGUAGUGUGAACACUACUCUUGUUUUCCCGUGGACUAUCCACAGAAAUAAAAGAGUGAUAUUUCCUUUACUCCUUACUACUCGUUUAAACUGUUGAGGGAAGAAGAGAAUUAUAUACAUAUAUAUAUUGAUAUUAACAAUAUAUUUAUUAUAACAGUAAUGAAUCUCCGUAUCCUGUGGUAUUAGUUCGUUAGUCGAACUAACACUACAACAGCAUCGGCAACAUUUUCAACACGAGCUCGACUCUUCUUUUCGUAUCGAGGGAAAUUGGGUUGUAGUUGUGGAUGGCUUGUAAUUCAUGGUUUCUGAUAUUCUUUCUGAAAAUAUUGAAAUCUGCCAUUUUACUUACCUUACAAUAUCUCUCCGAAGGCCGAUUUUUAGCUUGUAUUUAUACACAAACUGUCUAUGUUACCUUGUUGUUGUUUUUUUUGGAGUAGAUUAACAACUCUUAUUAUACACACCAUUUAGAUUUCACAUCUUUCUUUUUAGAUGACGAACAAUAUCAAGAACUUUUAAACUGAGUUCUGGAACAAGUGAAAGGAAUGAAUAAGGAUCAUCUUUGACUACAAUAUCAAUAAAUACUAAAUUAUAUAUUCAAUGGUUGUGUUUUAUAAGACAUGAAUGGUAAAAAUGUAGAAGCAUGUUAGUAUUUUUAAAAAAAUUUAUAAUUAAAUUUUAGUUUUCAUAUAGGCCUUCAAUUAAAUUUUUGAAUAGUUUCCAUAGGGCAUAUCCUGCUUCAGUCUGGUUUUUCAAAGAUUUAAGGAGGUGCUUUUAGUAAUGCAAGAGUCACGUUGUCUGAGAGGAUAAAGCGCUUGGUUUCCGAAGCGGGAUCCGGGGUUCGAAUACUGUGGAAGACUGGGAUUUUCAAUUUCGGGAUCUCAGGGUGCCUCAGGGUACCUGACAUUAGUAGGGGGGGAAAGUAAAGGUGGUUGGUCGUUGUGCUGGCCACAUGACACCCUCGUUAACCGAAGGCCACAGAAACAGUUUACCUUUACAAGAUCUGCCCCAUAGACCACAAGGUCUGAAAGGGGAACUAUUAGUAAUGCAAUUGGUGAUCAAAAUUCUAUAUACAACUAUUGGAAAAAAAAUAUUUAAAUGGCUUCCACCCCACCCUCCAAUUAGUUUCAUUUGGGAUGCGAGAGGGGGCAGUGGAUGGAAAGGAAAAGUUUGUCAAACAUCGGGAUCUGAAAACUCCCGAAUCUGGAGUACCACUAAAAAUCCCGAUGUUUAGAAUUCGACUACCAUAGUCAUCAGUUCAGUGAAGUGUUUUCUGAUUAUGUGCUCCUAUUAUGGUGUACUUGUAGAAUAUGAAGUACUACUUUUUAAUUGUUGUUUUAGAUUAUAUACCAUCUAUAUGCAAACGAAAUAGGUUGUUUUGUCUUAAAACAUUUUUUUGUAAUGACAGAAAUUAUUUAAUUUAGUAACACACAUUUUUU